Messenger RNA from Lolium perenne, 882 nucleotides. RefSeq names its product protein GL2-INTERACTING REPRESSOR 2. Lineage: Eukaryota; Viridiplantae; Streptophyta; Magnoliopsida; Poales; Poaceae. The record is from RefSeq and is a predicted model, not a curated record.
AUACCAAGUAAAGAGAAGCAUUGACCUCCCCUCCUACUUGUGACACCCCUAUAUAAGGACCUUCGGACCUUACAAAGCCAUCAACCAAAUACACAUCAAAGCUCAGCUCUCUCUUCUCUCCUCUUCACAAGGUUCAGUGUUGGUUGUGUGCGAGCCAUGAACCGCGGCAAUGGCAACGGCAACGGCGGCGCGAGGCUGGAGCUGCAGCUGAACCUGUCACCGCCGGUGAUGAUGGAGGUAGACGGCCACGACGACAGCGGGUCUUCCUCGCCGAGCUCGUGCGUGUCAUCGGACGGCAGCCCCGGAAGCAAGUCGCCGAUGGUGAUCGGGGCCUGCACGCGGUGCCUCAUGUACUGCAUGGUAGCCAAGAAGGACUUCCCCACCUGCAUCAACUGCAAGCAGCCCUGCCUCGUGGACCUCCUCCAGCAGGGUGCUGCUGGCGGCGGUGGUGCCGGCGCCUCCGCAGACGGUGAGAAGAAGCGCGGCAGGCGCAAGUGAAGACCGCGGUGCGGGCGCGUGCCUGUCCAGUGGAUGCUCACACGGAUGGUCAGCUCCGACGAUGCACGAAACCUUGGAGGCUGGAGGAGAGGGAGUGACCGCCGUUGGAUCAUCCACUGGACAGGGCUGCAGGUCCUCUGCAGGCUACUUAGUUAGUACCAGUAGUAGUUACUUCCCUUUAUGUUGCUAGGUUGUCAUGAGGUGGUCAGUUUAAUUAGCAUUAUGGCUAGUUUUCAAUUGCUGUUGUAGUAGCUGUGGUCGUUUAAGUUUGUAAUCAAUCCCCUGUUUCGGUGAAGAAAUGCAAGGGGUGAUUAGAACUAAAUAAAGGUACGCAGCAGCUCGGAAAUGAUCUUUUCAAUAAUUAAGUCAACUGUAUUUUCGUCA